Molecule: messenger RNA, 1179 nt
Organism: Populus trichocarpa (black cottonwood)
Lineage: Eukaryota; Viridiplantae; Streptophyta; Magnoliopsida; Malpighiales; Salicaceae
Exons: 5
Coding region: 184-1038 (284 amino acids)
Biological process (GO): microtubule cytoskeleton organization
Cellular component (GO): cytoplasmic microtubule
Molecular function (GO): microtubule binding
Source: RefSeq, a predicted model, not a curated record
GUUAAAAAAAGGGGUUCUUUGUUUCUAUAAUUGUCUCAUCACUCUCUCAGUCAUACACCCAUCCUCACAUUUUGCAUACCCAAAGCCAAGCCAAGCAAGAGAAGAAAGCAUCAAUAACAUUGCAUAACCCUCUUCUUGAUUUCAAAAAUCAAUCUUUCCUUCACAGUACUUUGGUCAAAAGAAAUGGCACUGAAACCUAUUGACAACGCUCUUCCACUUCCACAUGAAACUGCCAAAUUUGGAGUAAAUGAAGAAAGCAAGAUUGCAUCAUUGCCUCCUCCUCCUGCAGAUCCGAUCAUUGAUUAUAUCUCUUCUGAGAAUCUUGAACCCAUUUCAGAUCCUGAAUCCGAGAUCCAGGGUUUAGUAGAAGAGUUAGAUUCAAAGGACUGGACAAGGGUUUGCGAGUCGUUGAAUAAUGUUAGGAGAUUUGCACUCUAUCACUCGUUGCUCUUGCUGCCAAUCUUGGAAAAGGUGAUGUUAAUGGUGGUGAAAGCUAUGAAGAAUCCAAGAAGUGCUUUGUGCAAGACAUCUAUCAUGGCUUCAUCUGAUAUUUUCAAGGUCUUUGGUGACCAGUCACUUGACUCUGCUAAUAACGCAUUUGAUAACUUGCUGUUGCAACUACUACUGAAAGCUUCCCAAGACAAAAGGUUCGUGUGUGAAGAAGCAGAUAAAGCAUUAAAUGCAAUGGUGAAGUCCAUGACCCCUCUGCCUUUGCUCAAUAAGCUCCGGCCUUAUGUUAGACAUAUCAACCCUAGAAUCAGGGCCAAAGCUGCCAUAACUAUCUCUAACUCUGUCUCCAAGAUGGGCCUAGAAGCAAUGAACGAAUUUGGGUUGGUUUCGCUGGUUCAAAUGGCUGCAGAUUUGUUGAAUGAUAGAUUGCCUGAGGCAAGAGAAGCGGCAAGGAACAUCGUGACUUGUAUAUAUGAAGCAUAUACCAGAAAUGAGGAGCAGAAGCAGGAAUCAUGGCAAAACUUUUGCCAAUCCAGUUUACCACCUAUUCAUGCUCAGUCUAUGGUCAAAAUUACUAGUUCUCAAUAAUUUUCCGUGUUGUGAUAAUGUUUACUCUAUCAGCAGAGGCAACAGAACCACGCGAAGAAGUUAAUACCUUGAGUUUUUGUGUAAAUUCUAUUUUUACAUGAUUUAGUAACAGGUGUUCUGGUGAUGUGGUUGGUGUUUCAA